AUGCCGGUGUUGUACCACCUGACGCUGCAAAAACCCACGGCCAUCACAAAAAUCGCGUAUGGGAACUUCUCGGGGCCAAAGGUGCACGAAAUCGUGGUGUCCAAGGGACAAGUGCUAGAGCUGCUAAGGGCAGACAAGCAGGGCAAGCUGAACCUGAUAACAUCGAAGGACGUCUUCGGGAUAAUCCGCUGCCUGCAGACAUUUCGUUUAACAGGAAGUAACAAGGAUUAUGUAGUUAUUGGUAGCGACUCAGGAAGGUUAGUGAUCCUUCAGUUUAGUAAUGAGAAAAAUGACUUCGUUCGAGUGCAUUGUGAGACAUAUGGCAAAAGUGGCCUCCGGAGGAUCAUCCCCGGAGAGUACAUAGCAGUGGAUCCAAAGGGAAGAGCCCUCAUGAUAUGUGCCAUAGAGAGGCAGAAAUUCGUAUACAUCCUAAAUAGGGACAGUAAGGAGCAACUAACUAUUAGCAGCCCGUUAGAUGCACACAAGUCACAUACGAUAUGUCACGACGUGGUCGGGAUGGACGUUGGGUUCGAGAACCCAAUGUUUGCAUCUAUUGAACAGAACUACGAAGUGUAUGAUAAGCAGGUAACUAACACAAGUGAAAUCGAUAGCUGUCCAAGGAAAACUCUCCUAUGCCUGUGGGAAAUGGACUUAGGGUUAAAUCAUGUCAUUAGGAAGCAUACCCUCCCUAUUGAUCCGAGUGCACAUUUGUUAAUUCCCAUUCCGGGAGGACAACAAGGACCAAGUGGGGUCAUCGUCUGUUGCGAUAAUUACUUGGUUUACAAAAAGGUAGAACACGUAGAUGUAUAUUGUGCGUAUCCAAGGCGACUUGAAACGGGGCAAGAUAAAAAUAUAUCUAUCAUAUGCAGCACAGUUCACAGGAUUAGGAAGUUUUUUUUCAUUCUUAUUCAGUCCGAGUUUGGUGAUCUGUACAAAAUAGAGAUGGAUCAUGAGGAUGGAAUUGUGAAAGAGAUUACUUGCAAAUAUUUCGACACAGUUCCAGUAGCGAACGCCAUAUGUGUGAUGAAGUCGGGAUCUCUCUUCGUGGCAGCAGAAUUUGGGAACCACUUCUUUUACCAGUUUUCAGGAAUAGGGGAUGAGGAUACCGAAGCCAUGUGCACGUCCAAACAUCCCUCAGGGAGGAACGCUAUUAUUGCCUUCAGGACGAAGAAACUCACAAAUCUAUUUCUAAUAGAUCAAGUGUAUUCUCUGUCGCCCAUUUUAGACAUGAAAAUUCUCGACGCGAAGAAUGCUAAUAGUCCCCAAAUUUAUGCCCUCUGCGGUAGGGGACCGAGAUCGUCCCUUCGCAUUUUGCAACAUGGGUUAAGCAUAGAGGAACUGGCCGAUAACGAACUCCCUGGAAGACCCAAAUUUAUUUGGACGAUUAAAAAAGACAACGCCAGUGAUUACGAUGGGUAUAUCAUUGUAAGCUUUGAAGGCAGCACGCUUAUCCUAGAAAUUGGAGAAACAGUGGAAGAGGUGGUGGACAGCCUGCUCCUAACAAACGUAACGACCAUUCAUGUGAAUAUACUGUAUGACAACUCCCUCAUUCAAGUGCACGAUACGGGUAUAAGACACAUAAACGGGAAGGUUAUAAACGAGUGGGUACCUCCAAAAAAUAAACAAAUAAAAGCCGCCACAUCGAAUAGCACUCAAAUUGUAAUUUCCCUCAGUGGAGGAGAGUUAAUCUACUUCGAAAUAGAUGAAUCACACACUCUAGUGGAAAUAUUCAGGAAAAACCUAAACGUAGAAACGUUAUGCCUGUCCAUACAACAGGUGGAGGAGAACAAGAUAAGAGCCAACUUCCUAGCUGUCGGUUGUCUAGACAAUGUGGUGAGGUUGCUUUCCAUCGAAAAGGAAAAAUAUUUUAACCAGUUGUCCACCUUUAUCUUGCCAAAUAACUCGUCAGCCCAAGACAUUUGCAUAUCGGAAAUGUGUGAACUGGGUAACGACAAGGAAAGGAAAUUGCUCUUCCUUAAUAUUGGGCUGAACAAUGGAGUGCUCCUCCGUAGUGUGGUGGAUCCCAUUACAGGCACGCUAACCAACCAUUACUCAAAAUACUUGGGUGCAAAAAAUGUGAAAAUCUGUCCAGUCCAUGUGAAGAAAAACCCAGCUCUCCUAGUGCUGUGCGAAAAGACCUACUUAUGUUACGUUCACCAGGGAAAAUAUAUAUACUCCCCCUUAAACUACGACAUUUUAGAAUACGCAUCGUCCUUCCAUUCUGAACAGUGCUCCGAUGGGUACGUUGCAAUAUCGGGCAGUAGUUUGCGUAUCUUCCGCUUCUACCGCUUGGGGGAAGUGUUCAGUCAGAAUAUUCUGCACUUAACAUUUACCCCGAGGAAGAUCGUCCCGCUUCCCUUCCCUUCCCUCUUUUACGACCACGAUACGUCUAUCGAAAUUGAGCGACAGAAGAACAUCCGCAUGCUUGCCAUCAUCGAGGCGGAUCAUAAUGCGUAUGACGAGAAUACACUGCGAGAAAUUCAAAGGGCACUAAAAGGUAUUCAGUUAGACGGGGAGGAAAACACCGUUGGGAGCGAUCUGAAAGGAAACCUCCCCAAUGGGACGCACAAUCAGGGCCAUUCAAAAAAUCAGCACGUGGAUGAACAGGCGGAAAAUGCAUCCAGUCACCAAAACGGGGAAGAGAACGACAAUGAAGCAGAUGAUGACGACGAUGAGGAGGAAGAGGAACUGCUCUACGAUCGAAUAGGAACCGUCAAAGCAGGCCCGGGUAAGUGGGGCUCCUGCAUAAAGAUCAUCCACCCAGUCACUUUACAAACCAUAGAUAAAAUUUCCCUCGAGAUGGAAGAAGCGGCCCUAAGUGUCUGUGCCUGUGAGUUGGAGGCGCUCCAUUGUUUAAUAGUUGGCACGACGACUAGCUUAUCCCUAAAAAACCGCACUGCUCCAGCAGCAGCUUUGCGUGUCUACACGUAUGACAUAAAUUACAAACUGAACCUCCUACACAUAACACCAGUAGAAGAUCAGCCAUUCUGUUUCUGUCCAUUUAAUGGGCGACUCCUAGCUUCCAUUGGAAACAAACUCAGAAUAUAUGCACUAGGAAAAAAAAAGUUACUAAAAAAAUGCGAAUACAAAGACAUCCCCGAGGCGAUAAUUUCGAUUAAAGUUUCCGGCGACCGUAUCUUCGCCUCCGACAUCCGAGAGUCCGUCUUAAUUUUUUUUUACGACGCCAAUAUGAACGCCUUGAGGUUAAUUUCAGACGAUAUUAUUCCCAGGUGGAUCACAUGUUCGGAGAUCCUGGAUCAUCACACGAUUAUGGCGGCCGACAAAUUCGACUCCGUCUUUGUGCUGCGGGUCCCCGAGGAGGCCAAGCAGGAGGAGUAUGGCAUAUCGAACAAGUGCUGGUACGGAGGUGAAAUGAUGGCCGGAUCGAACAAGAACAGGAGGCUCGAGCACAUCAUGAGCUUCCACGUCGGAGAAAUAGUCACGUCCCUGCAGAAGGUGAAGCUGUCCCCCACCAGCAGCGAGUGCAUAAUAUAUUCCACCAUCAUGGGGACAAUAGGGGCGUUUAUCCCGUACGACAAUAAGGAGGAGCUGGAGCUGACUCAGCAUCUGGAAAUCAUUUUGAGGACGGAGAACCCCCCCCUGUGUGGACGGGAGCACAUAUUUUUUCGCUCCUACUACCACCCCGUCCAGCACGUCAUUGACGGAGACCUAUGUGAGCAGUUUUCCAGUUUGCCAUACGACGUUCAGAGGAAAGUGGCGGCCGAUUUGGAGAGAACCCCGGAUGAUAUCCUGAGAAAGUUGGAAGACAUUCGGAAUAAAAUUCUUUAA
This is a messenger RNA of Plasmodium coatneyi, 3789 nucleotides long. RefSeq names its product Splicing factor 3B subunit 3. Gene Ontology annotation, cellular component: nucleus; U2 snRNP. The transcript has 5 exons. Gene Ontology annotation, biological process: mRNA splicing, via spliceosome. The record is from RefSeq and is a predicted model, not a curated record. Gene Ontology annotation, molecular function: protein binding; U2 snRNA binding. The coding region runs from base 1 to 3789 and encodes 1262 amino acids. NCBI's taxonomy places the organism in Eukaryota, Apicomplexa, Aconoidasida, Haemosporida, Plasmodiidae.